This is a messenger RNA of Phyllostomus discolor (pale spear-nosed bat), 969 nucleotides long. It is a transcript of the gene VSTM2B, whose product is annotated as V-set and transmembrane domain containing 2B. The record is from RefSeq and is a predicted model, not a curated record. Lineage: Eukaryota; Metazoa; Chordata; Mammalia; Chiroptera; Phyllostomidae. The coding region runs from base 67 to 915 and encodes 282 amino acids. The transcript has 5 exons.
UGCCGCCGCCGCCUCUCAGCGCCCGGGGCCCCGCCGCCGCCGCCGCCGCCGCGCCCCCCGCGGGAGAUGGAACAGCGGAACCAGCUCGGCGCCCUUGGAUACCUGCCGCCGCUGCUGCUGCUCUUCGUGGCCGACGCUACGUUUACCGAAGUCCCCAAAGAUGUGACCGUGCGGGAGGGAGACGACAUCGAAAUGCCCUGCGCAUUCCGGGCCAGCGGAGCUGCCUCGUAUGCGCUGGAGAUCCAGUGGUGGUACCUCAGGGAGCCGCCGCGGGAGCUGCUGCAGGGCCUGGCGCUCGGCGCGCCCGGUGCCCGGAGCAAGGUAACGAAUAAGGAUGCAACUAAAAUCAGCACCGUGCGCGUCCAGGGCCACGACAUCUCGCACCGGCUGCGGCUCUCGGCCGUGCGGCGGCAGGACGAGGGCCUGUACGAGUGCCGCGUGUCCGACCACGGCGACGACGACACGCAGGGGCACACGGCCCAGGCGCUGCUGCGCGUGCUCUCGCGCUUCGCGCCGCCCAACCUGCAGGCCGCGGAGGCGGUGUCCCACAUCCAGAGCGGCGGCCCGCGGCGCCACGGCCCGGCUGCCGCCCCCAUCGCCAACCACGUGGGCGCCCCCGGCGCCGCGGGCCGCACCACCUCCGAGCCCAGCCGCGGCGACAAGAGCCCGCCUCCCGGGAGCCCUGCUGCCGCCGCUGCGUCCGUGGCCCGCACAGCCGCCGCCGCCGCCGCCGCCGCCACCACCACCGCGGGCGCUGCAGCCGCUGCUUCAUCUGCGCCGCCGCCCCCGGGCCAGGCGGUCCUUCUGCGGCAGAGGCAUGGCUCCGGCACCGGCCACACCUACACGGCGGACCCACUCCUGUCCCUGCUCCUGCUGGCCCUGCAUAAGCUCCUCGGCCUGCUGGCUGGGCACUGACCGGCACUGCGUCGGGGUCCUGAGCCCCUCCGUGCAGCUACCCUGCCCGCCCGC